AUGGCCAGCGCAGCUUACCCGGUCGCUUCUUUUACAAAGAAGGACAACGGAUGCGACGGCGCGAUGGACGUUGACCAUGAAAGCCACGACGACUUCGACGACGACGAUGACGAUUUCAUGACAGUAAUCAGAUCAAGCAUGACCAAGUUACGCAAGGUGCUUCCUGGCACCAUUUUCGUGAACCAGUUCAACGGCCUUUGA
Messenger RNA from Soboliphyme baturini, 201 nucleotides. The record is from the annotation of a GenBank genome assembly. NCBI's taxonomy places the organism in Eukaryota, Metazoa, Nematoda, Enoplea, Dioctophymatida, Soboliphymatidae.